UGAAAGAGGCUGAAACUGCCAUCUGUGGGCAGGAUCUCUCUUGGCUUCAGAGUCUGACUGCUCUGGGAGCUACCCACACAUUCUCCUGUUUAAUCAAUCCGUUCCUGUGGUGCCAUUCUCAACAUCAGCUAUUGCCAUCCCUUACUGAGAGGAGAGAAGAGGAGCUAGAAUUUGUCGAGGACUUCAAGACCUGAGUUGUCACCAGGGCUUUUUAUGUGACAAGCAGAGCAAAUACAGAAACAAUCUCCAGACAUGUUCUGCAGAUAUUUUUCCUUCUUUGGUCUGUGUCUUUUCCUUCCAACUCAAAGGAGUUCUCUGGGUCAUGGAUCCAGCUUGCAUGGCAGGGGCACCACGUCCCUUCCUGGAUUUGAGAACCUCACCAUGGGGUACAACAAAUACCUGCGGCCCUACUUUGGUGGAGAACCUGUGCAAAUUGCAAUGAGUCUGGACAUUGCAAGUAUUUCUAGUAUAUCUGAGAGUGACAUGGAUUUCACAGCCACCAUCUCCCUGCAGCAGCGCUGGACGGACCCGCGGCUGGUGUUCCACGGCAACAGGAGCUUCACGCUGGAUGCUCGCCUGGUGGAGCUGCUCUGGGUGCCAGACACCUACAUUGUGGAGUCAAAGAGGUCUUUCCUGCACGACGUCACUGUGGGCAACCGCCUCGUCAGGCUGUUCUCUAAUGGCACUGUCUUGUAUGCCUUAAGAAUCACUACUACUGUUGCCUGUAACAUGGACCUGUCAAAAUACCCUAUGGACACCCAAACAUGCCGACUGCAGCUAGAAAGCUGGGGCUACGAUGAGAACGAUGUCACCUUCACCUGGCUGAGGGGGAACAGCUCCGUGCACGGCCUGGAGAAGCUGCGGCUCUCCCAGUACACGGUGCAGCGCUACCACACCCUGGUCUCCAGGUCACAGCAGGAGACAGGCAGUUACCCACGACUGAUACUACAGUUUGAACUGAGAAGAAAUGUCCUUUACUUCAUAUUGGAGACCUAUGUGCCCUCCACUUUGCUUGUCAUGUUGUCCUGGGUUUCUUUUUGGAUCACACUGGACUCAGUGCCUGCAAGAACCUGCAUUGCCCCUCUCCAAAUGCUCAGAGCACAUUUGUUGCAGGUCUGCAGCAGGACCCAGGCCAGUUUUCCAACAUCCUGCUGCAUGUUGAACCCAGAAGGUUCUGAGAAUAGCGAGGGGCACACAUGGAUGUUGCUGGACGCUUUCAUGCCAGCCACACCCUGGUGGCAGAGAACUAAUGACGAGAUGAAAGCAGUGUCAGCACAUUGGACUGGCCCCAGAAAAGGCCCUGUCUGGAGAUCCCAGGGCUGCCCCAGUCAGCAUUUCUGGAGGAGCCAGCACAUGGCAUCAGUCAUGCCCAUUUGCCACUUACUUCAACAGAAUUAAAUACUGCUCUCAGGACUCCUGUGCCUAUGUAGGAACCAGGUCUGCAAGUCUGGCAGGAGCUGAAUUGAGAAACCUUCACUUACUUAAAAUUCAUGUUGACAGAAAUAAAAACAGAAUAAAGAGCCAAACCAUAUUUUGACUGGAGGAGCAGUACCUCAAAAAUCACCAGCAACAGAAUUUCAAAUUGCAUCAGCCACAUACCUUACUUAUUAUGAUACAAAGCAGAACAAUGUGAUACGAAUCAGAAGCUGAGCAUAAUACAGCCCUGGGCUGCUUGGCCGUGUCCCCUCCCUGCCCAUCACCCAGCCUGUGUUUCCACAGGAAGGUGGCAGAACUCCUUGCACUGAUCAUGGAAAUCCUGGGGAAAAGCCAGGGAAAUUGCUGCACAGCCAGCACAGCCCUUCCUGCUGAGACCAGGGCACGUGAAUGCUGCUCCACCUCCCUGUUCAGGACAUGACGCUCCAAGGUGUCAUUUCCCAGCUGAGGGCAGCCAGCUGCCAUCCCUGCAGGGGCUUGGAGCCUCCAGUGCCCUUGCCCUGCCUGGAAGCACAGGGCACAGUGCUGCUUGUCCUGCAGCUCCAGUGCUGACAUUCAUCCACGGCUGCUUGUGUUUGCUUCUGGAAUGUACUCAGGGUUUAUUCAAGGUUUGUGCUGAAAAGCAGCACUUUUCCCUACCAAAGCAAGCUGCAGGGAUUAGAGACAUCCUGAAAUAAUGCAUAUUUUAUUCCUGAAGCAGAUGGAACUACACCUUUAAUGUGCCUCUGAAAACCCAGCUGUGCAUCCUGCUCUCUCUGCCUGCCCCCUCUGCUCUGACUGCCACACACCCAUCCAGGGUGGGAAGCUCUCCUCAGCUUGUCACAGCUGCCUUGAUAAUGAAAGACAUUCAGGGAUUUGCCAGGCCACUUCUCCAUGUCAUACCACAGUGCUUUAACCUCAAUUUGUUCCAGGUGAUCUCAGGAAUCUGUGACCCAGUAACCCUCAGCUGCAGAUCAUCUGCCAGGUGGCAGCUGUUUAAACGAUGCUGCAGGCACUUCCAGUUCCUAAUUUAGAGGCUGAACCCACCAAGAAUUCCGAUUACAUGAGUCAAGUAAAUGCCAAAAAUGCUUUCUAGGAUAUCUAUGAUGGGUUUUCUCUGUGCCAGCUCCCAGGAGGUGCUUCCUUGCAAUACACUCACUGUUUUUCAGCACUAAGAUCCCAGGUUUCCUGAGAGAUGCCAGACAAACCUCACCCUGCCAGGGGUGUUUCUGGCCUGCAGCUCCGUCCUGCUUUAGCUCCACUUAGCACAUAUGGCUUCACCCCUAUAGACAUUCCUUUACUUCAUAUGAGCCUCAGCAAAUCCUUGUCCUACAGGUACUCCUCCCCUACAGCUGUAACAUAAGCUGUACAGACAGAUAACUAAAUAGACUGUGAUGGCUAGACCCUAUAAUGCAAAACUAAAUGUCCAAUUAGGACUUGAUAAAGAAAUGUGAAAUAAAGCACAUCAAACCAGACAAAAUAAUCAAUUUCCCAUUAAAUUGAGGUUACUUUUUUCUGACUCUCAAUGUUAAAAGCAUCAAUUACACACAUAAUUUACUUGUUUACAGUCUGAUUCAAAGUUCAAAGCAAAAACUUGUACAUCCAGAAUAUGAAUUAUCCCAGUGAUCAGAGGAAAAACCCAGUGCCCUGCAGGUGUCUCCAGGCUGGCUUUGAAAGUGUGAUCAGUGUAGGCUGGGGGAAAUUGCAUUUUGUGCUGUUCAGGAGAAGGAAGUGAUUUUGAAGCAGCUUGCUACUUAACUCAAAGGAAGAGGCAAUCUCAAAUGGUGCAGAAGGUAUGGGAGCUGAAUUUAGGAAAAGUUGUGGAAAAUGGGAUGAAAAGUAAAUAUAUGACCUCAAAAGAUUUGCCUUUGUGAAUGCAGCCAGAGGAUGCAACAAAAUGCAUCCUUCACUGAACUUAUGCAAGGACUUACACACUAUGAACAAAAAAAAGAGGAGGAAAAGCUGCUUGUGAAAGAUUUUAAGUAGGCCACAAGCAUGACUUCUCUUUUAUUUCAGCUUGUUAACAGUGCCCUAGUUUUAUGUGCUUAUCUUCAAACUGUGAUGCACAUAGGAUUAUUUGAAGACAUUUGCUUUGUAGUGGUGAUCUCUGACGACCCAUGGCAUUGAGCCAUGCUUGCAGGGCUGCAGGUCCAUGAUGCUUCACUUCCACCCCCACAACCAGGGAGAUGAAUUGCUGGUGAGCUGCAUGUGGUUUGAACAAUGGUAACAGCACUCUGUGGGCUACAAAACCUCAGCAGCAGGGCAAAGGAAGGGAGGUUUCUGCCAGGAGAUAGGGAGGACAUCUAAAUCCUGAGCUGGAGAAAGAACAGUACAACACCUGGUGAGAAACGACCCUGCAAAGCCAUCUCCCUGAACUGGUAGCCAUAUACACACAGGAAAAGCAUGGAAAGAAAUCCAAGCUGCCUCUUUCAUCUUCCUUCAUAAUCUGCAGUGUAAGCACAUCUUAAGAAACUAAGGCAAAGAAGUGCUUUGAAAAGAUGAGCACAGCAUCUAAUACUUCAGCAGAAUCUCCUUCUGAAGCUGCAGCAGUUUCCUCAGUUUGCCUUUGCUCUAAACCUUUGCACAUUGUUCUUAGAGCCAAACAUGGACCACGUUGUUUUGUGUUGCAAAGCACGGACACCCAUAAACACCAAGCAGAAAAUAUAUGGAGAGACAAACAAUGGGUCCUUUAAUGAUUACAGGCAUCUUUCGUCUUAAACCUUAAGACGAGCUU
Zonotrichia leucophrys gambelii is the source of this 4147-nucleotide messenger RNA. It is a transcript of the gene GABRP, whose product is annotated as gamma-aminobutyric acid type A receptor subunit pi. The record is from RefSeq and is a predicted model, not a curated record. Gene Ontology annotation, molecular function: extracellular ligand-gated monoatomic ion channel activity; neurotransmitter receptor activity; chloride channel activity. Gene Ontology annotation, biological process: chloride transmembrane transport; regulation of membrane potential; signal transduction. NCBI's taxonomy places the organism in Eukaryota, Metazoa, Chordata, Aves, Passeriformes, Passerellidae. The transcript is spliced from 11 exons. Bases 253 to 1398 code for a protein of 381 amino acids. Gene Ontology annotation, cellular component: GABA-A receptor complex; synapse; plasma membrane.